GAUCUAUAAAUUAUUAUCAUUACAAUAAUAUUCACACCAGACGGCAGCAGAUACGUAGCAACACGCCUUCUACCAACCGUCCUGAGUCCGGUGGUCGAUGGGUACCGCCAUGGAAUUUUCUCUUAAUAAUUGACGGUCACUUUGCCUUCAUCCUUGCUAGUUAUCUGAUCUGAUUGAACUUCUUGAUCGUCCGACCGGGAUCCAUAGAAGGUUGGAGUUCAGAGUUUGCUUUCGAAGGGCGAGUGCAAUGUCAACUGCUGCACGAAAGAGGCUGAUGAGGGAUUUCAAGAGGUUACAGCAAGACCCUCCUGCCGGCAUUAGCGGAGCACCUGAAGACAAUAAUAUAAUGAUGUGGAAUGCUGUGAUAUUUGGUCCGGAUGACACUCCAUGGGAUGGAGGUACGUUUAAAAUGGCGCUACAUUUUUCGGAGGAGUAUCCAAAUAAGCCACCGGUGGUGCGGUUUGUUUCUCGUAUGUUCCACCCGAACAUUUAUGCUGAUGGAAGCAUCUGUUUGGACAUUUUACAAAAUCAAUGGAGUCCUAUCUAUGAUGUUGCUGCUAUUCUAACCUCCAUCCAGUCAUUGCUGUGUGACCCAAACCCAAAUUCGCCUGCGAAUUCAGAAGCUGCACGGAUGUUUAGCGAGAUGAAACGUGAGUACAAUAGGAGAGUACGGGAGGUUGUUGAACAGAGCUGGACCGCCGACUAAACAAUUCUUGAAGUCGUCGUUCGCGUGAGUCUUUAUCCCGGAUUCUUUGCAAAAAAACACUUUCGGAUUUCUGAUAGAACUCAUUGCCUAUUUUAUGCGUGUCUUGGUUGGUUUGCAUUCUUCAACAAUGAAUGAUUCAGAUACUUAUUGGAUUUCUGUCAGUCAGCAUCAUCUGUGUCUUUUUAA
This is a messenger RNA of Cynara cardunculus var. scolymus (artichoke), 892 nucleotides long. Its product is annotated as ubiquitin-conjugating enzyme E2 2-like. Gene Ontology annotation, molecular function: ubiquitin conjugating enzyme activity. The record is from RefSeq and is a predicted model, not a curated record. The coding region runs from base 248 to 706 and encodes 152 amino acids. Gene Ontology annotation, biological process: proteasome-mediated ubiquitin-dependent protein catabolic process; DNA repair; protein polyubiquitination. Lineage: Eukaryota; Viridiplantae; Streptophyta; Magnoliopsida; Asterales; Asteraceae. The transcript has 6 exons.